Messenger RNA from Penicillium samsonianum, 744 nucleotides. RefSeq lists its product as uncharacterized. Bases 1 to 744 code for a protein of 247 amino acids. The transcript has 2 exons. NCBI's taxonomy places the organism in Eukaryota, Fungi, Ascomycota, Eurotiomycetes, Eurotiales, Aspergillaceae. The record is from RefSeq and is a predicted model, not a curated record.
AUGGAACCCACGACUGCGAAAAAGCGUGCCAGAGUUGAUGAAGCUGAUGACCAGAACGACUACCCCCCGCGGUACAGGCCGCCCCCCUUCUGUCAGCAUUGUGGAGCGAGAUCGCACCCUGGAACAUGCCGCUUCCCCUGUCCUCGCUGCGACAAAAGGCAUAUUGGGGUAUGCACGGCGUUCUGCAGGAAGUGCGCAGAUAUCGGCCAUUCGUGGCGCCAUUGCCGGCUGUUCGUGCCAGACCAGAUAUGGCGAAAGCACCGUCAUGGCACGCACACGACGAUUGAAAAUGUGAACAUAACUUUGCCCGUGAUAAAACCUGCAUCGGUACUCACACCAACCUCCCUCAACGCAGCUAUUCUGUCUCAGCUGGAUGUAGCCCUCGGGCGACUCCAUCGGAAAGCAGGCCUUCCCAUGCAUGCACGUGUCAUGAUGAACAAUGUCAACAUAACAACAAGUAUCCUCGCUCCUGAACGAGCGUCCCCUCUUGCUCCGGACACCUCACUGCUGGAGAGAGUCAAACCAAUUCCGACUGGACCUGGAUCCAACAUCCCGAAUAAUCGGCCAACUACUAUGAAGCCUACCUUCGCCCAGUCAUCCUUCGCUCGUUCGGCCUUUUCCCAGCCUAUGUUUAGCCAGCCUGUGUUUGGCCAACCUGCAUUCUCCCAGCCGACCUUUAUACAGAACAACUCUGUGGAAAUGACUCCAACCUACAGCCGAUCUUUUGCUGAUUUGAAAUGCUGA